Molecule: messenger RNA, 468 nt
Organism: Aureobasidium namibiae CBS 147.97
Lineage: Eukaryota; Fungi; Ascomycota; Dothideomycetes; Dothideales; Saccotheciaceae
Product: PIN domain-like protein
Exons: 1
Molecular function (GO): 5'-flap endonuclease activity
Source: RefSeq, a predicted model, not a curated record
UGGGACAUCCUCGGCGAAGGCGAAGUAAAGUCCCUCGCCCAACUAUCCACAGACCACUGGAACCAACACAAACGACCCCUCCGCGUCGCAAUUGACGAAGCAGGUUGGCGCUUCCACAACCUCAGCGACGCCCAAGUCGCAGCAAUCCGACAAAAAGUGCCCGAAGCCAAUCCCAUCGAAAAGGCAAUCCUAUGGCGUGUUCUCAAACUCAUGCGUAUGAAUAUCCAGCCGAUUUUCAUCUUCGAUGGACCGUCCAGGCCUUGGAAACGAGGAGAUGUGGCGGGGAGAAUCGAUUGGAAGAAAAUCGAUUCGCUGAGGAAGAUGUUGAAUCAUUUGAAGAUUUCACAUCACAGGGCGCCUGCUGAGGCGGAGGCGGAGUGUGCGAGGUUGAGUGAGUUGGGAAUUGUGGAUGCGGUGUGGACUGAUGAUGGUGAUGCGUUUAUGUUUGGAGCAAAAGUACUAAUCAAG